Molecule: messenger RNA, 1893 nt
Organism: Hyposmocoma kahamanoa
Lineage: Eukaryota; Metazoa; Arthropoda; Insecta; Lepidoptera; Cosmopterigidae
Product: piggyBac transposable element-derived protein 4-like
Exons: 4
Coding region: 1-1893 (630 amino acids)
Source: RefSeq, a predicted model, not a curated record
AUGGAUUUUUUAAGUGAUGAACAGGUUGGAAAUAUACUAAAUAAUAGUGAUGAAGAUAAUGACGAAGAAUUUUUGAUGCUUGAGACCGAAGAAACGUCAGAUUGCGAAGACAACAUCUCAGUGCAUUCGGAUGAAGUGGAUGUAAUUUCUGGCUCAGAUGACGAUGAUGUGCCAUUGUCACAAAUGCGCGGUAAUGCCUUAAGAGGAAAGAAUGGCCACCUCUGGUCAUCUGUUGCACCAUCUUCAAGUAGAACACCUCAGCGUAAUAUUGUUAGCCUCCAGAGAACUCCACAAGCAAUUAUGGAAGGUAUUCGUGAUGAAAAAGAUGCAUUUAUGUUAUUAUUCUCUAAGCCAAUUGAUUUGAUAGUAAAGUAUACCAAUCAAGAGAUUGGAAGACGUGCUCCUAAGUACAAAGAUCAGCGAUAUACUAAUCAAACUGACUCGAUUGAAAUCCAAGCCCUCAUUGGUCUAUUAUUCUUUUCUGCUAUCAACAAAGAUAAUAGAAAAAGUACUAAAGAAAUGUGGUCGCUAAUGAGUACACCUAUAUACAAGUCUAUAAUGUCUGAGAGUCGAUAUCAAUUUCUACUUCUGUGUCUAAGAUUUGAUGACAAAGACAGUCGUCAUAAAGAAGACCGAUUUGCUCCAAUUCGAGAAGUUUGGACAAUCUUUAUCAACAGUUGCAAAGAGUCUUACAAGCCAAGCGCCUUCGUAACUAUUGACGAGCAGUUAUUAGGUUUUCGAGGAAAGUGUCCCUUUCGCGUCUACAUUUCUUCAAAACCUGACAAAUACGGGAUGAAAGUUGUAGCUAUUUGUGACGCUAAAACUUACUAUAUGUUUGAUGCCAUCCCUUAUAUAGGCAAGGGAACCGAAGCAAAGUCCGCAGCAGACUACGUCACAAAAUUAGCAGAUAGCAUCAAAGGAUCUGGUCGAAACAUAACCUUUGAUAAUUGGUUUACAUCAGUGCCACUUGCUGAUUUACUACUGAAGGAUUACAAGCUGACUUGUAUUGGAACAUUGCGUAAAAACAAACGUGAGAUACCGCCCUCGUUUUUGCCGAACAAGAAUAAGAAACCUUUGUCUUCCCAGUUUGCAUUUGAUAGAGAAAAGACAUUAGUAUCUUUUACUCCUAAGACUAACAAGUCUGUUAUACUGCUGUCUACUAUGCAUUACAAAGAAGAAAUAAAUCCAUCUACAAGCAAGCCAAUCAUAAUUGAUGACUACAAUGCUACGAAGGGAGGCGUCGACACUUUUGAUAAAAUGAUGCAUAAUUACUCGACAGCCAGAGGCACCCGUCGCUGGCCUCUCAGGUUCUUCUUUGGGAUGUUAGAUCAGGCAGGCAUCAAUGCUAUGAUAUUGUACCUCAAGGCUAAAAAACCUAAUACACCAGCUAAGAAGUAUAGAAGUGGUUUCUUAAAAAAUAUGGCCUUGCAGUUGGCUAAGCCACAUAUGAAAAGACGUUUACAAUCAAAUUUACCUCGCGAAUUGGCUAGCACUAUACGUGCUAUUCUUGACAUUCCAGAAGAAAUUCCUGAAGGCGAACCCCCUUCAAAAUUACAGAAGCAAGCCAGAUGUGUGUUGUGCCCACGUAAAAAUGAUAAAAAAGUCAAAAUUGUGUGCACAAAAUGCAAGAAGCCAAUGCCAAGGCUUAAGACGUUUGGGAAAAGCUCCCGUAAGAAACUUCGUGCCAAUAGACGUAAUGCAGAAAAAGGAAUACGGCAAAAGAAUGAAAGCAGUUGUGAUACGAGUAUCGCGACUGACACACCCGAAGUAUAUCCGGAAAGAGAUGAGCAAGCGAGUUGUAGUACUUUUGAUGACAAUAAUUUGGAAAUACCUCACACGGUGAUUCUAGCACAUAUGCCAGUAUCAGAAAUGCCAGGCCUUAUGAGAGUGUGA